UGUCGGCCGAAUCCAUUAUAUAUCACAUUUGGGCCGAAUUACGACCCACAGACCUAUACCCAUGAAAUGCUCAAGCAAUAAAAACCCUAACCACAUCCCCCUUGUUCGCCGCUGCUCCAUCCAUCUUUCGUAGCACAGUUGCCUUUUUGGGGAGGUGGUGGAAGAAUUCAUAGGAAACUCAGAGAUGAGUAAAGGAGGAGCAGGGAGCGGUGGGGCCCAGAAGGGAGGGAAGAAGAAGGUGUCGACGUUCGUGAUCGACUGCGCGAAGCCGGUCGAGGAUAAGAUCAUGGACAUUGCCUCACUGGAGAAGUUUCUUCAGGAGCGCAUCAAGGUGGGAGGCAAGCCCGGGGCGCUUGGCGACUCUGUUACAGUCACCCGCGACAAGACCAAGAUUUCGGUUACUGCUAAUGACACCACCUUCUCCAAGCGGUACUUGAAGUACUUGACAAAGAAAUACCUCAAGAAGAACAAUGUGCGUGAUUGGCUCCGGGUGAUUGCUUCCAACAAAGAUCGAAGUGUCUAUGAGUUGAGGUACUUCAACAUAGCUGAGAACGAGGCUGAGGAGGAGGAUUGAUUGAAGAGUGUAAUAUUUUUCACUAGUUGAUUGUUCAGCUGCCUCUGUUAGACAUGUCUUCAGAUUUUGUUACGCAGACCAAAGGUGUUGUAGUUCUAUCUGAAAGUUUAAACUAUAGCUUUUGAUUGAAUUGGAUCUUUUGCAACAGCCUUUCUUUGCUACUUUAUAAUGCUGUAAUUGGUCAGUUGCAAAGGUUCUUCCA
This is a messenger RNA of Sesamum indicum (sesame), 776 nucleotides long. Its product is annotated as Ribosomal L22e protein family. Gene Ontology annotation, cellular component: ribosome. Gene Ontology annotation, biological process: cytoplasmic translation. Gene Ontology annotation, molecular function: RNA binding; structural constituent of ribosome. NCBI's taxonomy places the organism in Eukaryota, Viridiplantae, Streptophyta, Magnoliopsida, Lamiales, Pedaliaceae. The record is from RefSeq and is a predicted model, not a curated record.